Molecule: messenger RNA, 642 nt
Organism: Anisakis simplex (herring worm)
Lineage: Eukaryota; Metazoa; Nematoda; Chromadorea; Rhabditida; Anisakidae
Source: the annotation of a GenBank genome assembly
AAUCCAAAUUUCAGUCCAAUAUCCAAGAAGGAAUCUCGUCGUAAAGGUUCAUCGACCACGUCGAAUUUCCUCCACUCACUUCGACUGCCGUCAUUCCGAAUGCCCGGCACAUCGUCGUCCUCAUCAUCGCACUCACCCCACGAUAUGAUUCCUAAUCAAGGUUCCUCUCGGUCCCGGAUCGUCUUCCCGUACAGUAACAAUGUCGGCGUAUCCGGCACGACCACAACAAAUACGAACACGUAUUCGAACUCGAUUCUGAUGCAGUCAACAUCGUCACAGUCGCACUCAUCGCUACCGUUAGCGAUCAAUAGUGCAUCAGCAUCCUCGAAUGUCUCGUCGUUGAAUCAUCAACAGAAAGAGAAAGUUCGACAGUGGAUCAGAAAAGAGGCCGAAUAUCUUCUUUCGACGUAUUUCGCGCCGAACUCCGCAAACGGAGAUUCGACAACCCCGUCGACAAUCACUCGAAUGAGUGCCGUUGCAUCGGCGUUAUUGGCCGAAAAAGAUGUCGGAAGCGGUCCGCUUAGCGAACUUAAGAAUUUGGAUAAGAUGAAAUUAAGGCAUAUUUUGGGUUGUGAAAUUAUCAAUUCUGGAAACUUGGUGAAAUGUUGGGUGGAUUGCUAUUGGGGUAUAAUGAAAAGGUGA